GCUCCUGUGACAGCAGCACAUUUGCAGGGGAGAAACCUGGAGGCUAUCCCCAGGAUGCCUGAGACCUCCAAGAAGAUGAGAGCAACUGCAGAAGGAGAUAAAUGAGGCUGUUGCUCUAUAAUCUCAUGGGGACAAAGACAAGAUGACUCACUGGUCAGAAGGAAACUUUGGAUGAGGUCUCUCGCCUGCUGCCGUGCCCAGCCACCCUGGGUAAUUCUAACACGAAACCAAGGGCCAGCCAAGCCACAUGUGUCAAAAGAAGACAGACAUGGCCAUGGAGCAAGCUGAACAUAACCCAAAUGCUACCGUCAACCUCAACUUUGCUGCAAUCUACAAUCUCCAUGAUGGGGAUUUAACCUCCUUGAGAAACUUCUCCUUCCCUUUCAAUUUCAGUUACAGUGAUUACGACCUGCCACUGGACAGUGAAGACGACAUGACCAAAACCCGCACCUUCUUUGCAGCCAAGAUUGUGAUCGGGGUGGCUCUGGUUGGCAUCAUGCUGGUCUGUGGCAUUGGCAACUUCAUCUUCAUUGCUGCUCUCGCCCGCUACAAGAAGCUGCGAAACCUCACCAACCUGCUGAUUGCCAACCUGGCCAUCUCAGACUUCAUUGUGGCCAUCGUGUGCUGCCCCUUUGAGAUGGACUACUACGUGGUGCGGCAGCUGUCCUGGGAACAUGGCCACGUCCUCUGUGCCUCAGUCAACUACCUACGGACUGUCUCCCUCUAUGUUUCUACCAAUGCUCUCCUGGCUAUAGCUGUUGACAGGUAUCUGGCCAUUGUUCACCCACUGAAACCACGCAUGAAUUAUCAAACUGCAACCUUCCUAAUUGCCUUGGUGUGGAUCGUCUCCAUACUUGUAGCUAUCCCAUCUGCGUAUUUUGCUACUGAAACAGUGUUAUUUAUAGUGAAAAACCAGGAGAAAAUUUUCUGUGGUCAAAUUUGGCCAGUUGACCAGCAGAUGUACUACAAAUCAUACUUCCUCUUCAUCUUUGGCAUUGAAUUUGUUGCACCUGUGAUUACGAUGACCUUGUGUUAUGCCAGGAUCUCUCGGGAGCUUUGGUUUAAAACCGUACCAGGAUUUCAGACCGAACAGAUCAGAAAGAGGCUUCGAUGCAGAAGAAAAACCGUUAUGGUACUGAUGUGCAUCCUGACUGCCUAUGUUCUCUGCUGGGCACCUUUCUAUGGCUUCACAAUUGUCCGUGACUUUUUCCCCACCAUCUUUGUGAAAGAGAAGCAUUAUCUUACUGCUUUUUACAUAGUUGAAUGCAUUGCUAUGAGUAACAGCAUGAUAAACACCAUGUGUUUUGUAACUGUAAAAAAUAACACCAUGAAGUAUUUCAAGAAGAUCAUGUUGCUCAGAUGGAGAUCAACAUAUAAUGGAAGCAAAUCUAGCACAGAUUUAGACCUAAGAACAAGUGCAAUGCCGGUCACAGAGGAGGUAGACUGCAUAAAACUGAAAUAAAUUUUCUGCAGUUCUAAUGUCACAUAUUUUGGAGCGGGGGUAAAGAGGAAAUAAUGCCUCCUCAGAAGCUUCUCCCUUGUCUGUGGGGAUACCCACCAUUGGUAAAAGUCCUUGAAAAGCAGCCAACUAUGCAUUUCCAUGAGAACUCUUUUCACUGGACUGCUGUAUAAUCCCAUA
This is a messenger RNA of Pygoscelis adeliae (Adelie penguin), 1639 nucleotides long. Its product is annotated as prokineticin receptor 2. Gene Ontology annotation, biological process: neuropeptide signaling pathway. The transcript is spliced from 3 exons. NCBI's taxonomy places the organism in Eukaryota, Metazoa, Chordata, Aves, Sphenisciformes, Spheniscidae. Gene Ontology annotation, molecular function: neuropeptide Y receptor activity. Bases 248 to 1462 code for a protein of 404 amino acids. The record is from RefSeq and is a predicted model, not a curated record. Gene Ontology annotation, cellular component: membrane.